This is a messenger RNA of Magallana angulata, 1552 nucleotides long. RefSeq lists its product as uncharacterized. NCBI's taxonomy places the organism in Eukaryota, Metazoa, Mollusca, Bivalvia, Ostreida, Ostreidae. The transcript is spliced from 4 exons. The record is from RefSeq and is a predicted model, not a curated record. Bases 56 to 1360 code for a protein of 434 amino acids.
AUCUUUCAUAAACAGUAGUGCCAACCUUCCAAGAAGAUUCAGUUAACAGAUCACAAUGCUGAAAGAAUUUUGCUUUUUGUUGAUGGCCACUUAUGUGGCAGCAACAUACAGCACAGGUUAUCCCACCUAUCCAAGCUACCCUAGCUACCCAUCUUAUCCCCCUGUCCCGACCUAUCCCCCUGGUGGAUACAGAUACGUCGUUUACAUUCAAUACCUGUACUACCUGUACAUCACCUACGGACCCAACUCUGUCCAAUACACCCAGUACUACCAAUAUCUGGUCAGGCUGCACAUCAUCCCUGUAGGAUUCAAUUUCAGACGAGGUGGAUUCCCCGGUGGAUUCCCUGGAGGAUUCCCUGGCGGUUUCCCAGGUAGUUUCCCAGGUGGACUUACCAGAAGCAGACUCAUAGACGCCGGUAGUGGAGUCAUUCCACUUGGAGAAGGAUACAUUCCUGGCGGCGGAUACCCAUAUGGAUCUGGUCCCGGCGGAAUUGGAGGAUUUCCUUCCGGUCUUAGUGGAAUUGGAGGAUUUCCCUCUGGUUUGGGCGGUACAGGAGGAUUUCCAUCUGGUCUAGGUGGAUUUGGAGGAUUUCCGUCUGGUUUGGGCGGUGCAGGAGGAUUUCCCUCUGGUCUAGGUGGAAUUGGAGGAUUUCCCUCUGGUCUUGGCGGAGCUGGAGGAUUUCCCUCUGGUCUGGGUGGUGUAGGAGGUUUUCCCUCUGGUCCUGGCGGAGCUGGAGGAUUUCCCUCUGGUUUGGGCGGUGCAGGAGGAUUUCCCUCUGGUCUAGGUGGAAUUGGAGGAUUUCCCUCUGGUCUUGGCGGAGCUGGAGGAUUUCCCUCUGGUCUUGGUGGAGCUGGAGGAUUUCCCUAUGGUUUGGGCGGUGCAGGAGGAUUUCCCUCUGGUCUAGGUGGAAUUGGAGGAUUUCCCUCUGGUCUUGGCGGAGCUGGAGGAUUUCCCUCUGGUCUUAGUGGUGUAGGAGGUUUUCCCUCUGGUUUAGGUGGAACUGGAGGAUUCCCCUCUGGCCUAGGUGGAUACCCGUACGGCUCUGGAAUCCCAAGUGCUGGAUUCCCAAGUGGUGGAUUUCCCAGUGGUGGAUUCCCAAGUGGUGGAUUCCCAAGUGGCGGUCUUUCAUCCACUAGCUUCUCUAGCGGUAGCUCUUUUCUAAGUAGCAGUGGUCUUGGAGGUUUUGGAGACGGUUUCGAUGGUGGUUUCGACGGCGGUUUCGGCGACCUCGAUGGCUUCGAUAGUGGGUUAAGUGGCCUAGGAAGUGGAUUUGGCGGUGGAUUCGGUGGACUCGGCGGUGGAUUAGGAGGCGGACUAGGAGGUGGUUUGGGUGGAAAAUCCAAACACGGAUACUAUUGAUCUAUGAGCGGACUGAAACGACUGAUCCUUAUAUGUGAUAUAGAACGAUUUCCAGCAUUUGUUAUUUGUUAGGUUGUGGAAUGAAAUAAAAAAAAUGACCUUUUUCAUGUUUGUUUUUUUCAUCUUAGUGAGAGACACUGAAUAAGAUAGAAAUAAGAUAGAAAGAACUAAAGAAAAGAAUUCGAUUCUUUU